AUGCGACCCGCCGACGUAACUCCCGCGAUCGCCCAAAGACUCUUGGACACGGUGUACAACGCGAUAAAAAUCGCGGGUCCAGCGAAAUUCAAAGUGGACGAUUCGGUACGCGUGAGCAGGUACAAGACGAUUUUUGAGAAGGAUUACACACCGAAUUGGACCACCGAGGUAUUUACGACCGUUAAAGUGCAGCGUACCAACCCCGUAACCUAUCUUCUCGAGGUCUAUCGCGAAAAAUCCGUCGCUGGAGCGUUCUACGAGCACGAGUUGCAUCGCGCUACUCAUCCGGACGUGUAUCUCGUGGAGAAAGUACUGCGCAGGAAAGGAGACAAGAUGUACGUCAAGUGGUUGGGAUUCGAUGGAUCGCACAAUUCGUGGAUACACAAAAACAAUGUCGUUUGA
Molecule: messenger RNA, 402 nt
Organism: Mycetomoellerius zeteki
Lineage: Eukaryota; Metazoa; Arthropoda; Insecta; Hymenoptera; Formicidae
Exons: 1
Coding region: 1-402 (133 amino acids)
Source: RefSeq, a predicted model, not a curated record